Messenger RNA from Penicillium brevicompactum, 1272 nucleotides. RefSeq lists its product as uncharacterized. The transcript has a single exon. Bases 1 to 1272 code for a protein of 423 amino acids. Lineage: Eukaryota; Fungi; Ascomycota; Eurotiomycetes; Eurotiales; Aspergillaceae. The record is from RefSeq and is a predicted model, not a curated record.
AUGUGGUCAACAAUCAGCACGUUGAUAGCGCUGCCUAUCUUGGCCCUCAUCUCCAUUCCGCUCAUUCUGUCGGCAUGGGUUACAAUCUCCUUCGCGCUCAUUGCCAUCAUACUCAGACUCUCCGUGAUUUAUGUUGAGCUUGUCUAUGGCAUCCUGGUUCAUUUCCUCUCGCUUCCCACCUCGCCAACAUCGUCACUACUGACCUUCGUUGCUUCGGAACCUCCAACCCCCGUGAGUGGUAGGUCUAGACGGAACUCUAACCAUGGAACACACCGCAAGCACGAUUCUGCGUCUUCUUGGGCUCUUGGAACUACGGUUGACGAUCAUCGUAAGAGGAAUUCAUAUGCCCGCAGCAUGAUCGAGGCCCAUCUAUCCCCAUCAACGCCUCUCCACGCCUUCCCUAUCAGUAACGAUGAGCGACGGGACUUUGAGGGUGUGGGUGGCUGGCGCUCCUAUCCGACCAAGUCACGCAGCUCUCAUGAAAAAGCAACCUGGACUUCGUCUUCGUCCAGCAUAAGUGAUGUAGAUCCAACUGUCGACGCCGACGAGCGCGCCUGGCUUUCUCUGAAUCACCGACUUGAACUUCCAUCACAGCUGAUCACCCUAAGCACAAGUACAUACGCCGGAAGUACUUUGAACAGCCCAACAGGCGACAAUGACUCUCGCAAUGGUCGUAGCUUCCACUCUCUGUUAGGAGCAGCAGAUUCUAUCAAUGACUCUGGCUCUCGACACCACCAUCGAUCGCUCACGACGUCUUCCUUGACAACCUCUGAUCGGCGCACCGGGACAGGCCUUUCUCUGGCUUCGUCCACGAGACCUGAUAACGUUACCAAUUCAAAAGGGUACAUCUCCAUGUCGUCAUCCAUACCACGACUUCCGCCUUCUUCCAUGACACCUCAGCUUUUCGCGCCGUCUCAUUCUCAGUCACGAGCUGCGCGCGGAUCACAGACCGGUGCACCUUUCACCAGCUCCUAUCUCUCCAGCUCCGGGGAACUGGGGCACAGCUUUGGGAGCAAUAGUAGUGGGAACUUUGACAGGGGCGGUGGAUACUUCUCUUUAAGAAGACCUGGAUCUUCCGGUAGCCAUGUGUCCGGGAGAGUCAGUCCCAUUGCUAGUGGAUACACGACACCUGGGGUUGGCAUUUCGACUGAAGAUCGUGAUGCUUCCCUGUGCUCGGCGCGCUUGAUGGCGCAUUAUCCAACCAGCCCUCGACAUCGCAGGCAAAGCGUUUCUGGACCUGCGAGGGGUGUUGGUGGGGAGCGUUUGGGAUAA